Molecule: messenger RNA, 896 nt
Organism: Biomphalaria glabrata
Lineage: Eukaryota; Metazoa; Mollusca; Gastropoda; Planorbidae
Exons: 8
Coding region: 118-798 (226 amino acids)
Molecular function (GO): cysteine-type endopeptidase inhibitor activity
Source: RefSeq, a predicted model, not a curated record
AAGAUAAGACAAUCGCUACCAAGGAACUUUGACUUGACCUGGAGAUAUAUAAAUAAAACUGAAAACAAUGAGACACCUUUAAACUAUACUUUGAAUCUAGAUCUGAGACAAUCAACCAUGUUCUUUGCGUUGUUCCUUGUUAUGCCCGUGGCUCUGAUCCAUGGAUUUAACUUUAUUCCAUUCGCCACCUUUGCCCCUUGGAUUGACGGUACUAAUGUGAAUGUUCAGUUUGCGGUGAAGGCCAUCAACGAGUUCUACGCCAAGCAAGGUGACAACACACAAAGAACACUGGUAGCAGUUCUCCAGUCACAGUCUCAGGGUUCAAUUGAAGUUAACUACCAGUUCACACUUAGAGUAUCAACAGGAGAUCAAAGCGAGAUCUGCUAUGUUGAUGUCUUGUCUAGAUCUGGAACACCCAUUGAAGUCACAAAGGAUCCCGUCUGUAACUCAGAAACGCUAGGAAAACGCGUGGGUGGAGAGACACCUAUUGACAUAAAUGACCCAGACGUCAAGAAAGCUUUAGACUUUGCUGUGGCCAGAAUGAACGCCAUGGAAAAUUAUAUGUAUUUGAGAACCGCUACCAAGGUAGCAAAAGUGACAUCCCAGAUCGUUGCAGGCAUAUCCUACCACUUCUCUGGUGUAGAGAUGUCCACCACUAACUGUGACAAGAUGUCCACUCACCAACUGUCCAGCUGUGCAGUAGCCGAUGGAGCAAGUAAAGUAACUUGCGAAUUCAAAGUAUGGUGGCAGUCAUGGUCAACUCCCGAGUACCAACUUAACGAUCUUCAUUGUAGUUAAUUCAGCUACCAAGCAGUGACAAAAAAAGAUCGUAGUUCAAUGUUUAUGUAUUUAUGAAACUUUGAAACGAGUUUGAAUUAAGACAAUGAAACCUAAAA